GAGGCACAACCUUCACUCAUCAUUCAUUCAUCACAUAAGCCUAUUUCUAAUUACAACCAGUUUUAUUGGUGUAUUGAUGUAAAACUCGUGUAAAAGCAGAUACAAAUAGUUCUCUGGAAGAGCGCUUUUGGCGGACAUAACUGACGGUGGCCCCGCGUCACAUAUUAGCAUGCUAGCUAGCGAAGCUAACUUUAUGUUGCACCGUGCAACAUUACAUUACAUUACAUGUCAUUUCGCAGACGCUUUUAUCCAAAGCGACUUACAAUAAGUUAGCUUCGCUAGCACGAAGUUGACUCCAAGUUGUAUUCAACCUCGUCUCAAUAGUUCCCCCUUUAUUCAACGUUAAGACGGACGAAACCCACAGGAAAGUGAGCCUCUUGCGUUUUUCGUUGGAUAACUGCGUUUGACGCAUAACAAUUGAGCGCUGAGUUAUUUAGUUUUGGUUGCUAUGGUGAUUAACGGUCGCCUGCGCACAUUAAAGGCAAUAACGUCACGUGUUACGGACUGGAGACUAUAUAGCAGGUAAGCGCGUUUGGGCUUCAGUCUGCAUCCUGAGAGUUAACUGAGCUGUAACAGACAGAGUGAUGAAAGCAUUGGCUAAAGACAAGGGAAGGGAGACCGUAACCAUGGACUUGCUCGCUGAAGUAGAGCUGUUUGAGAAGGCUACGGUCCAAGGAGAAGACCCUCUGCAGCUGAUGUUGGAGGCACUGCUGGAUGAAACAAAUGAACCUGCACCUGUCCCGACUGUGGAGUUUGAUUCCAACUCACCUGACAUUCUCCAGGAUAUUGUUAAGGACCUGUGUGGAGAGACAGAGGGACCUGUUCCUGCUGUGGAGUUUGACGCCAACAUUCCAGACUCUUUCCUGACGAUGACGUUGGAGGCAAUGCUGGGAGAUACUGACGACAGGCUGCCUGUCAGUGAGGACAAUUGGGAUGCCAUUACACCAGACUCUCUCCUGGAAAAGCUGGAGGUUCUGCUAACAGAGAAAACUGACCAGAUUCUUCCCAUUGAUCACUUUUGUGACCCCAGCAGAACAGACUCUCUACAGGAGAUUCUGGAGACUCUGCUAACAGAGACAACUGACCAGAUUCUUUCCAUUGAUGACUUUUGUGACCCGAGCAGAACAGACUCUCUACAGGAGAUUAUGGAGGUUUUGCUGGGAGAGACAGCAGAGCCAAUACCUGUAGUUCAAGAGCCACAAUUUGAUCCCCACUCUUUCCCUUCUCCUCCAACUCUUUCCACUGUCCCUGCAGAGCCUGUGUUUGAUGCUCAGCCUCAGCUGUACGAGAAUGUUCCUCUUGUACCGUGUCCUCAGUUUGCUCAAGAGAACUUGGUUGCCAUUGGAAUGUUCAACAGCGAGGUGGUUUAUGCUCUGCCACCACAGGCCUUUUCCCCGUCUUUCGUUCCCACUGCGCCUCCUCUGAACACAUCCACAUCUCGGAAAAGAAGAAUGUCCGAUCAGAAGGAUGAGAGUGGGCAGUCAUACGUUAAGAAGCCGCCUAAUGCAUUCAUGGUCUACCGACAGGAGCAGAGGUGCAAAGUCAUCACUGAGCUAAACGUCAAAGACUGUGCUGUUGUGAACAAGGAACUUGGGAGGAGGUGGACGGAUCUGCCCGGGCAAGAAAAAGUUAAAUAUUAUGAGGAGGCAGACAGGCAGAGGCGUUGCCAUGAGCAGCUUUAUCCCAAGUGGUCACCUUCGGACAACUAUGGGAGAAAACAGAAGAGGAUCAGGAGGAAGGGUCCCAAACCAAUGACAGUUUGCACGACCCCUCUUUUCUAAGUCAUUGCAUAACCUUGUAUGCAUAAGAUCUCUAAUAUGCUGUAACUAUGUCUGCCAUUAAUAUUUAUUAUGAAAUUAUUAUAUUUUUAUAUUUAACAGAACCUUUUUGUGAGUUUUUGUCAUAAUGAUACUGUUGUUACAUAUAGAGGUUGUUUAAGGCUAAAUAUGUUGAUAAUACCAAUCAGAUUUUUCCAUUUACUUUAAAGAACGAGAUAAUUGCCCAUUACUGUCUGCUACCAUGUUAUUAAUUGUUGGAGGCUGUGUUGCUUGUUGCUUGUUGCUGUAAAUGUGUGUAUGUGUGUGUGUGUUUGAAAGUACUGCAAGAAAAAAAUAUUUCCAUACUUCAUAAUGUAUCUGUUCAUUCUUUUUUUUCGAUUGGAAAAUGUAGUCCAGUCAUGAUUCCUAUUGUUUCUGAGCACUUAGAGUCAGAUUACCUUGUGUGUCGAUCUUCAUUGAUGGAUCCAGGAUUGUGAUGCUGCUGCUGCUCUGUGAAUUGGAGCAUCUGCCGUACUAGAGCUGCAACGAUUAUUCCAUAAAUCGACUAUUAAUUAAUUACUAAAUGAAUUGAUUGAAUGAAUUAUGAAUUAUAAAUGAAUAUUUCCUGGUUUCUAUGCUGAGUGUAACAAAUAAAUCA
Solea solea (common sole) is the source of this 2415-nucleotide messenger RNA. Its product is annotated as transcription factor 7-like 1-A. Lineage: Eukaryota; Metazoa; Chordata; Actinopteri; Pleuronectiformes; Soleidae. The record is from RefSeq and is a predicted model, not a curated record. Gene Ontology annotation, molecular function: RNA polymerase II cis-regulatory region sequence-specific DNA binding; DNA-binding transcription factor activity, RNA polymerase II-specific. Gene Ontology annotation, cellular component: beta-catenin-TCF complex. Bases 585 to 1781 code for a protein of 398 amino acids. The transcript has a single exon. Gene Ontology annotation, biological process: canonical Wnt signaling pathway; regulation of transcription by RNA polymerase II.